GGGUGCAGUGUUAAGAAACUUCCUCUGAACUGGACCAGUUCUUCUCCUACUGCUGAGGUUUUUCAGUCCGUGAGUUCACAGGAACAGAGAAGAAGGAGUGUUGAGAACCGGCCUGAGUGUUUGAGUCUCCAGAGGAAACAUUUCAUCUCCUGCAGCAACAAUGACUCCAGUUGAGGCUUUGAGAGAGUUUAUUCAGCAGCGACUAACUGCUGCUGCUGGAGAAAUCUUCACCGCGUUUCAACAAACUAUCAUCCACUACGAGAAGGAGAUGAACGUUCAGGACAGACUGCUGGAAAUCACAGGAGAACUUCCAGCCCCGUUCUCCAGAACAGAGAGUCCACAGCAACACAGCAGUAACCAGAAGAGGAGUUCCAGUGGUGAGCAGGAGGAACAUGAAGCUCCACACAUUAAAGAGGAGGAGGAUCUUGUUGAGAUGAGCGUCACUGAUGGUGGAAGUGAGGAUUCCCACCACUCUGUGAGAGACUCCACCACCCGGAGACUCACUGCUGCUGCUGUGGAAAUCUUCAACCUGUUUCAACAGACUGUUGUCCAGUACCAGGAGAAGAUUGAUCGCCGACAAAGACUGCUGGACGUCAUCUUCCAACCUCAAAUCAAGUUACACAGAAUGGAGCUCCAACAGCACCAUGACUGUAGAGAGGAGCAGAAAACAAACUACUGUCAAGAACAGGAGGAACCAGAACCUCUAGAGAUUAAAGAGGAACCAGAAGAACCAGGAGCUCCACAGAGAAAAGAGGAACCAGAAGAACCAGGGUUUCUUCAGUUUCCAGAGGACCAGGAGGAGCCAGGGACUCUAGAGAUUGAGGAGCACGAGGAUCUGGGUUCCAGCCAGACGGGAGCGUGGCCUGUUGUGACGUUAGAAAGUGAAACCUUGAAGGUUCCUUCUGUUGAGGAGCAGAGUGACCUGAGUGAACCAGAAGAAGAACCAGACACUGAGCAGCUCCUCUCUCAGGACUCUGAAGUCCACCAUGAGAACCACCUGAUUGACUCUCCAGUUUCAGAGAAGCAGGCUGGAUGUGAGGAAACAUGUAGUGAACCUGUCCGUAAAAAAACAAAACCAUGUCAGAAGGUAAGAACAGUCACUGAUAAGAAGAAAACCUGUGAGACGUGCGGAAUGAGUUUCACUCAUCAGAGUAGUUUGCUGCGCCACAUUAGAAUUCACACAGGUGAGAAGCCGUAUUCUUGUGAAACGUGGAAAAAGCUUCAUUCGUCAGAGUCAUUUGUUGCUCCACAUUAGAAUUCACACAGGUGAGAAGCCGUAUUCUUGUGAAACUUGUGGAAAAAGUUUCAUUGCACAUCAUACUUUGUUGCGCCACAUGAGGAGUCACACAGGUGAGAAGCCAUAUUCUUGCGAAACAUGUGGAAAAAGUUUUAGUAAACGGAGUUCUUUGUUGUCCCACAUGAGGAUUCACACAGAUGAGACACCAUAUUCUUGUGAAACAUGUGGAAAAAGCUUCAAUAUUCAGAGUAAUUUGUUGCGCCACAUUAGAAAUCACACAGGUGAGAAGCCGUAUUCUUGUGAAACUUGUGGAAAAAGUUUCAAUGCACAUAACACUUUGUUGCAACACAUGAGGAUUCACACAGGUGAGAAGCCAUAUUCUUGUGAAACAUGUGGAAAAAGCUUCAUUGCACAUCACACUUUGUUGUCCCACAUGAGGACUCACACAGGUGAGAAACCGUAUUCUUGUGAAACUUGUGGAAAAAGUUUCACUGUAUAUGCAACUUUGUGGCGCCACAUGAGGACUCACACAGGUGAGAAGCCCUAUUCUUGUGGAACAUGUGGAAAACGUUUUAGUCAACAGGAUCAUUUGUUGUCCCACAAGAGGAUUCACACAGGUGAGAAGCCGUACUCUUGUGAAACAUGUGGAAAACGUUUUUGUCGACAGAGUAAUUUGUUGUCCCACAUGAGGAGUCACACAGGUGAGAAGCCGUACUCUUGUGAAACAUGUGGUAAAGGUUUUAGUCAACAGAGUAAUUUGUCACGCCACAUGAGGACUCACACAGGUGAGAAGCCAUAUUAUUGUGAAACAUGUCGAAAAAGCUUCAGUAAUCAGCGUAGUUUGUCAGACCACAUGAAUAUUCACACAGGUGAAAAGCCGUACUCUUGUGAAACUUGUGGAAAAAGUUUCAGUGCAAAUCAAACUUUGUUGUCCCACAUGAGGAUUCACACAGGUGAGAAGCCAUAUUCUUGUGGAACAUGUGGAAGAAGAUUCAGUAUGAAGUGUAAUUUGUUGUCCCACAUUAGAACUCACACAGGUGAGAAGUCGCACUCUUGUGAAACAUGUGGAAAAAGUUUUUAUCAGAAGAGGAGUUUGUUGUCCCACAUGAGGACUCACACAGGUGAGAAGCCAUAUUCUUGUGGAAUAUGCGGAAAAAGCUUCAGUCAACAGAGUUAUUUGUCGGUCCACAUGAAGACUCACACAGGUCAGAAGCCAUAUUCUUGUGGAACAUGUGGGGAAAGUUUUAGUCAACAGAGUAAUUUGUCGCGCCACAUGAGGACUCACACAGGUGAGAAGCCGUUCUCUUGUGGAACAUGUGGAAUGACAUUUUGUCAUCGUCGUUCAUGGAUGCACCACCUUAAAAGUCACAAAUAGAUGGUGCCAUGAAAGACUCUCUUGGAGAGCUCAUUCAGGAAGUUCAACUUGAUCCCCAAACCGCAAGAGAGCAUCCAGUUUAAAGGAAAUGUUCCACAUUCAAACACUGUUGAGACGAGAUCCACCUUCAGGAAUGUUUUUGUUUGUAGUCUGUCACAAAAAUGAGAAAUUUCAAGAAAUGGAAAUAAAAUGUUGGCAU
This is a messenger RNA of Salarias fasciatus (jewelled blenny), 2811 nucleotides long. RefSeq names its product zinc finger protein 569-like. NCBI's taxonomy places the organism in Eukaryota, Metazoa, Chordata, Actinopteri, Blenniiformes, Blenniidae. The transcript is spliced from 3 exons. Gene Ontology annotation, molecular function: DNA-binding transcription factor activity, RNA polymerase II-specific; RNA polymerase II cis-regulatory region sequence-specific DNA binding. Gene Ontology annotation, biological process: regulation of transcription by RNA polymerase II. The coding region runs from base 1335 to 2612 and encodes 425 amino acids. The record is from RefSeq and is a predicted model, not a curated record.